Molecule: messenger RNA, 348 nt
Organism: Aspergillus nidulans FGSC A4
Lineage: Eukaryota; Fungi; Ascomycota; Eurotiomycetes; Eurotiales; Aspergillaceae
Exons: 2
Coding region: 1-348 (115 amino acids)
Source: RefSeq, a predicted model, not a curated record
AUGCUCAUUCCUCAACGAGAUUGCCAGUCCAGGCCGUCUGAGUUAGACGGCUUGCUGGAUGAGGAUGAGAGCCAGCUGAGACAGCACCAUUCCCUACCUCGAUCUCUGACGCACAGCGAGGUCAAGGAGCUCUCGUCAGCGCCCGGGAUCGACGCCUUGACGCCGAGAGGCGACUCGAGACACUCAAAGACCGUACGAUUUGCCUUGGGCAGCAAGUCCAUCCAGUAUUUCAAUCCCACCGAAAGACCUUCCCUGGUGCAGAAAUUCAUCAUUGCUAGGCGAGUGAUGGAGAAUUGGUUGAUAUGGGGCGUGCUGCAAGCAGUGUAUUUUCCCUGCAUUAUCAGGUAA